GUCAUGUGGUACACCGAUUCAAAUCCAAGAACAAACGUAUGGCGCCAUCUCUCAAAAUACACGGGAACUUCAGUAUAUGCGACGAUUUAGAAGAUAUACCACAAACGGACCAACCUGUCUGGAUUCUUGGAAAAAAAUAUCAUGCUAAAACAGAGUUAGAAGAUAUACGUAAAGAUAUUUUGUCUAAAUUAUGGUUUACUUACCGUAGAGGUUUUAUUCCCAUUGGUGGUUUUAGUUCUUCAUUUACAACUGAUAGAGGAUGGGGCUGCAUGUUAAGAUGUGGUCAAAUGGUUCUUGGUCAAGCUUUAAUCUUUUUACAUUUAGGUAGAGAUUGGCGUUGGACAUCAGAAACAAAGAAUACAACGUACCUGGAAAUAUUGAAACGCUUUGAAGAUAAGAGAGCUGCUCCUUUCUCUAUUCAUCAAAUAGCGUUAAUGGGAGCAUCAGAAGGAAAAGAAGUUGGACAAUGGUUUGGUCCAAAUACCAUUGCACAAGUAUUAAAAAAAUUGGUUGUGUACGAUGAAUGGAGCUCUAUUACAAUACAUGUAGCUUUGGAUAAUGCUUUAAUAGUUAAUGAUAUCUUAAGACAAUGUAAAGUGGAAGGAGGUACAACAGUUGAAGUAGAUGGAAAAGAACCAUUGAAAGCACCGAGCCAAUGGAAGCCUUUAUUACUGUUAAUACCACUUCGUCUUGGUUUGAAUGAAAUUAAUCCUGUUUACCUCGAUGGACUUAAAACUUCGUUCAAGAUCCCACAAUCUCUAGGAGUAAUCGGUGGAAAACCAAAUCUUGCUUUAUAUUUUAUUGGUUGUGUUGGAGAUGAAGUGAUUUAUUUGGAUCCACAUACGACACAGCGUUCAGCUAGUGUCGAUGAUGAGAGAGAUGUGGAUCUCACAUACCACUGUAAAUCUGCUAGUCGUAUUUCUAUUACAGACAUUGAUCCCUCCGUAGCACUUUGCUUUUUCUGUGCUACAGAAAAAGAUUUUAAAUCUAUGUGUAAGAUUAUGCAAGAUGAAUUGUUAGAACCUGCGAAACAACCAUUAUUCGAGUUGUCUACAGAGAAAUUAGUUAAUUGGUCACCAGCUGAAGACGUAUCCGAGGCAAUAGGAGCUAGUAAUUUUUUAGACUUUGAACACAUAGAACGUCAAUAUGAUACAUCGGACGAGGACUUUGAGCUACUUGGUUGACAUUUAAUAAGUGAAAUGACAAGUAAUCGAUUUGAACAAUUUAAUUGUUCUUUUUUCUUUUUAAUACAAAAAUGUAUAUAUUAUUGUUCGCGUUAAUUUUUACGUAAAAUUUUUAUUUAUAAUUUACUAUUAUUACUGAUUUGAAUCAUUUUAAACUCAAUAUGUCUUUUUGCUAUAUGUCUGAAGAUAAUUAUGUAAAAAUUUAAUAAUUUGCAUAUACAUACAAAUAUUUCAUGCACACAUGAAAGAUGUGGAAGUGCAAAUGACAUAGAAUGGAAAUGGAGAUACUGUAAUUAUUCAAUCAUUAUAUUUACAUAAAUCUCUUUACAAUGCAAAGUUAAAAUGUUAAAUUAAAAUAUUUACUAUAAGGAAAUAAUGUCACAAAUUCUUCGAAAACAUUAGGAGAAUAUUUCUUAUUAGUUUUAUAUUCGAAUAAUAUUGCAAAACUGUUUUAUAUAUGUAUAUAUAAAGACAGUAAAUCAAGUAUAAAUAUCAAUUAAGAAAAUGUUUUUUAUAAAAAAUUAAGUAGACUACUUAAUAAAUAACCACGAUUACAGAAUUU
Polistes canadensis is the source of this 1746-nucleotide messenger RNA. It is a transcript of the gene Atg4a, whose product is annotated as cysteine protease ATG4B. The record is from RefSeq and is a predicted model, not a curated record. The transcript has 10 exons. Gene Ontology annotation, molecular function: protein-phosphatidylethanolamide deconjugating activity. The coding region runs from base 39 to 1184 and encodes 381 amino acids. NCBI's taxonomy places the organism in Eukaryota, Metazoa, Arthropoda, Insecta, Hymenoptera, Vespidae.